Molecule: messenger RNA, 1845 nt
Organism: Hydractinia symbiolongicarpus
Lineage: Eukaryota; Metazoa; Cnidaria; Hydrozoa; Anthoathecata; Hydractiniidae
Exons: 2
Coding region: 144-1583 (479 amino acids)
Source: RefSeq, a predicted model, not a curated record
GAGCUCUUAUAUGAAAAUUCGAAUAUCACUGUGUUAUCUUUCAGUCAUUUGCUGCUAUUGUUUUCUGUCAAACACAAUCUGUCUGGUGAAGCAACUAAAAAUUUGUUGAAGUUAUUUGCUACUGUAUUACCGGAAAACAAUAAAUGUCCUCUCACUAUGUCAAAGCUCAAAAAAAUAUCAAAGCAAUUUCAACACAUUACCAAGUAUGUCAGCAUUGCCACAGCCAACUGGAUAAACAAUUGCAUUGUUUUAAUGAAGUAUGUAGGGAGAGUCAUCCAAUACAAGAUGCACUAUCCUUUUACAUCCUUGAUAUUGAAUCACAAUUGAGAAGUAUAGUUACAGAGAAUCAUUCACAUAUUGUUGACUACAAGAGUAAAAAAUCCAUUGAUGGAAGUUACAAUGAUAUAGUCGAUGGUAGCUGCUAUCAAAACAAAAUAUAUGACCACUGCUAUGUAACAUUGGUUUGGUUUAUUGAUGGAGCGCCACCAAUUAGAUCAAAAAAUGUUCAAAUGUGGCCAAUUACAGCAUUUGUCGUUGAAUUGCCAAUAGCAUUGCGAUAUGCUUUAAAGAAUAUUGUCUUCUGUGGCUUAUGGUAUGGAAAUAAGAAGCCUGAAUUUGAUUUUUUUCAGCUACAUUUUGUGCAAGCUGUCAAACAUUUGAGGGAAAAUGGUUUCAAUGUUAUGGUGAAUAAUCAGAACAUUUCCUUCAAUUUGAAAAUACAAGCAGGGUUAGCUGACUUGCCUGCAAGAGCAGCUUCUCUUAAUUUAAAACAGUUCAAUGGGAAAUUUGGAUGCCCUGUAUGCUAUCAUCCUGGGCAGAAGCUAUGUAGAGAUUCAUUAGUAUGGAUUUAUCCAUAUCAAGAUGAAAACGAAAGGGCUGUUAAAAGAACACAUGAUGAAUUGGAACUUCAUGGGAAUGCAGCUGAACAAAACAACACCAUAUUUUUCGGUGUCAAGGGAAGAUCUGUACUACUUGACAUAAUGAACUUACCAGACGAAAUUCCAUUUGACUACAUGCACUUAGUGGUAGAAGGAGAAUUUAGAAGAAAGUUACUUAAUUAUAUUUUACCUAGAAAUGGUUUCCUUUAUAAAGAUGCCUUGUCUAUCAUCAAUAGUAGCCUGACGAAAAUGAAAUAUCCUCAUGAUUUCUCAAAGAAAACUUGCACAAUUAAUGAGUCAACAAUAAAGCGAGCAAAGGCUGGGGAACUCCAGUUACUUCUGCUCCAUGUCAUUCUGCCACUAUUGAAAGGUUCUAUUCCGGAUAAAAUUUUCUGCCAUCUUGGUCUUUUUGUCACAGCAAUUCAAAUUUUGAAUGAAGAUACUGUUACUGACCAAGAUGUGGAUUUAGCAGGAAAAAUGCUAGAGGAGUACCACAAGUUGAAUUGUGAGUUAUAUGGACCUGGAUCACAGACCUUCACCAAUCAUGCGUUACUUCAUUUGGCAGAACAACGUAAAGUACAUGGAUGUCCUUUAGUUUUGUUGUCCAAUUUUGUUUUUGAAGGAUUCAUUGGAACUUUGAAACGACAAUUCCAUGGCACUAGAGAAAUAAUUGAUCAAAUGGUAACCAACAUCUCGACCCUCUAGUAGAUCAAGCUGCAAAGAUAAUUUAAAACUAAUGUAUAUACAUAUCUUGAAAGUAUCAAAAUUCUUAUUAAUUUAAUAAAUAUUCUUUAAUGGCUAAAGGCUUUCAGUAUCUUGAUAAGAUUGUGAGAAUUUUAGGUGACUAGAGUUUUAUCAGAUUUUCAAGAAUCUUGAUAAGAUCUUGACAAGAUAUUAGCAAUUUUGGUUACAAGAAUUUAUAAGAUUUUUCGGGAAUCUUGAUAAGAUCUUGAUAAGUUUGUGAUAA